Hermetia illucens (black soldier fly) is the source of this 11504-nucleotide messenger RNA. RefSeq names its product laminin subunit alpha (gene LanA). The record is from RefSeq and is a predicted model, not a curated record. Gene Ontology annotation, molecular function: signaling receptor binding; extracellular matrix structural constituent. The coding region runs from base 199 to 11331 and encodes 3710 amino acids. NCBI's taxonomy places the organism in Eukaryota, Metazoa, Arthropoda, Insecta, Diptera, Stratiomyidae. The transcript is spliced from 26 exons. Gene Ontology annotation, cellular component: basement membrane. Gene Ontology annotation, biological process: axon guidance; cell adhesion; regulation of cell adhesion.
ACAUACAUAUGCUCUUUUGUGCGGCUGGAGCCAGUAUUGAGGCUAGUUGUGUUCCGUUGUUGGAAGGAGUGGGAUGUGUUAGAAAGGUUUAUUUGAGUUCAGAUUUGGCUCUUUAUAGUGCAGUGAUAGUGUGAAUUUGUAAUUUGGUCGUUGAAUUCGGGACUAGGGUAGUGAUUAGCCCACCGGGCUGCUAUUAAAAUGAUGGUACCCGCAGUGAAUGUUAAUUACAAAGAUAGAGCAAGGUUCUUCUUUGGGACUGUUCUCCUUUGUCUGCUUAUAUUGGACUGUACUGAUGCAGAGCUGACUCCACCCUACUUCAACUUAGCCACAGGUCGCAAAAUUUAUGCAACUGCCACUUGCGGUGUGGAUUCGGAUGGUCCUGAACUAUAUUGCAAACUCGUUGGGGCCAAUACUGAACAUGAUAUUGAAUAUUCAGUCAUACAGGGGCAGGUUUGUGACGUAUGUGAACCCUCGAAGGUCGAUAAACGCCAUCCUCCAGAGUAUGCAAUCGACGGGAAAGAGACUUGGUGGCAGAGUCCUCCUCUUUCUCGAGGCAUGAAAUACAACGAAGUUAAUCUUACUAUUGACUUCGGCCAAGAAUUCCACGUCGCCUACUUAUACAUUCGGAUGGGAAAUUCACCGCGACCAGGUCUUUGGUCUCUAGAAAAAUCAACUGAUUAUGGGAAAACAUGGGAACCAUGGCAACAUUUUUCAGACACUGCCGCAGAUUGUGAAACAUAUUUUGGAAAAGAUAGUCUGAAGCCUAUUACAAAUGACAAUGACGUAAUCUGCACAACGGAGUACUCGAAAAUCGUUCCGCUUGAAAAUGGCGAAAUACCUGUAAUGCUUUUAAAUAACCGGCCUUCAGCAAACGACUACUUCAAUUCAACGGCUCUACAGGAGUGGACCAGAGCGACAAAUGUUCGAAUUCGAUUGCGAAGAACAAAGAAUUUAUUGGGACACUUAAUGUCAGUAGUGAGCAAGGAUCCAUCUGUAACACGACGGUAUUUCUAUUCAAUCAAAGAUAUUUCAAUUGGUGGUCGGUGUAUGUGCAAUGGUCAUGCAGAUACGUGCGAUGUUCUAGAUCCUAAGAGCUCCAGGCGGCUUUUAGCGUGCCGAUGCCAACAUAGAACAUGUGGGAUUCAAUGUAAUGAAUGUUGUCCUGGAUUUGAACAGAAAAAAUGGCGGCAGAAUACUAACGCUCAGCCAUUCCAAUGUGAACCUUGCAAUUGCUUCGGUCAUUCGGACCAUUGCAUAUACGACAACGAGAUAGACGAAAAAGGCUUGUCUUUGGAUAUACAUGGAAAUUAUGAAGGUGGCGGUGUAUGCCAAGAAUGUAGGCACAACACAGAAGGAAUAAAUUGCAAUAAAUGCAAAGAUAAAUUUUAUCGACCGUACGGGAAGCAUUGGAAUGAGACUGACGUUUGUGCACCAUGUGACUGUGAUUUUUUCUAUUCAACGGGAAAUUGCGAAGAGGAAUCAGGUCGUUGCGAAUGCCGUAUAGAAUACCAACCCCCGAAUUGCGAUUCUUGCGCGUACGGUUAUUUUGGAUAUCCUAAUUGCCGAGAGUGCGAGUGUAAUUUAAAUGGAACAAUUGGCGAUCACUGUGCAGCAACUGAUGGCAAAUGCCCCUGUAAGGAGAAUUUCGCGGGACAUUAUUGUAAGGCCUGCGCUGAAGGAUUUUAUGGGUAUCCUGAGUGCAAAGCUUGUGGGUGCAACGAACUCGGAUCUGCCAGCCGCAACUGCGAUCAGGUGUCUGGAAACUGCACAUGUUCAGGAAGUUUUGGUGGAGAGAAAUGUGAGAGAUGCAAACAUGGAUAUUUCAAUUAUCCAAAUUGUCAAUAUUGUGAUUGCGAUGUUCAAGGAACUCUUCCUGAUGUAUGUCAUAAAGAAAGUGGAGAAUGUCUUUGCCGUAAAGGUUACGGCGGUAAACGAUGUGACCAAUGUAUUCCAGGAUACUAUAAUUACCCAGACUGUAUACCGUGCAAUUGUUCCUCGGGCGGCAGUACAUCUAAAACAUGUGAUGUUUCCGGAAAAUGUUCCUGUCUUAGAAACUUUGCUGGAAAACAAUGUACAUCUUGUAGCGCAGGAUUUUAUUCAUACCCUGAUUGUCUUCCAUGCAAUUGUGAUCCACAUGGCUCAGAAGGAAUAUCUUGCAAUUCGGAUGGACAGUGCUCAUGCUUCCAUAAUUUCGAUAGUAAAACGUGUAAUAAAUGCAAAGAAGGCUUUUACAAUUUCCCAUCAUGUGAAGAAUGUAAUUGUGAUCCAGCUGGUGUUAUUGAUAAGUUUACUGGUUGCGGUUCAGUUCCAGCUGGUGAACUUUGUCAGUGCAAAGAAAGGGUUACUGGAAGAAUUUGUGACCAAUGUAAACCACUAUAUUGGAAUCUGAAUGUGAGUAAUCCAGACGGUUGUGAAGUGUGUGAUUGCUUCUUGGAUGGAACAAUAGGGUCACUAGACACAUGCGACUCUAAGACAGGACAAUGCGCUUGUAAACCUUCUGUUGGCAGUCGGCAAUGCAAAGAAUGUAUUGACGGAACAUUUGAUUUAUUUGGUGGAAGUUUAUUUGGAUGCAAAGAUUGUGCUUGUGACAUAGGAGGCUCACGUAAUCCUGUUUGUAAUAAAAUGACGGGAGUUUGUAGUUGUCAUCCACGCGUUGCGGGGCGAACUUGUUCGCAACCACUAACAACUCAUUACUUUCCUACUUUGUAUCAAUUUCAAUUUGAAUACGAGGAUGGAUACACACCAUCUGGAGCUUAUGUCCGUUAUCAAUUCGAUGAAAAUCAAUUUCCUGGAUUCAGUAAAAAGGGCUAUGCAAUAUUUUCCAACAUUCAGAAUGAAAUUAUUAAUGAAGUCAAUAUUAUGAAAUCAUCUGUAUAUCGGAUGGUAAUACGGUUCGUAAAUCCUGCCGAUGAAAAUAUCACUGCUAGUAUUCUGAUUACAUCAGAUAACCCAAGUGACAUAGAUCAAAGAGCCAAUGUACUGUUCAGACCAACACGGUUGCCUUCAUUCGUUACCGUCUCUGGGCUCAAGGGAGAAGUUCCAUCGGCAGUUGUUCUUGAUCCUGGUCGAUAUACUAUCAGUAUCAAAACAGCGAAGAAUGUGUUAUUGGAUUAUUUUGUUUUGCUUCCUGCGGCCUAUUAUGAAGCUUCCAUCUUAUCACGCAAAAUCGAAAAUCCGUGUGAACUUGGCAAUUUACAAUUCUGUCGCCAUUACAAAUAUCCUUCCGUAGAAGAGUUCGGUCCAGAAUUCGAUGGUCAUAUUCGGGAAAAUGAUAUGUUAUAUCCAUCUACAGAAGUGUAUGAAAACGUUGAACAUUUAUCAAUCCUCGAUAAGUCAUCAGCUAUUGAAAAUAUCCCAAUUAUAACGGAUUCACAAAAAUCUUUAUUUUAUAAAAUAGUCGUUCCUCAUACUGGCCAAUAUAUAGUUGUCGUUGAUUAUAUAACUGAUCGUACGACUCCCGAAACAUACAUAUUGCAAGUUCGGAGAGAUGGAGACCCAAAUUACGGUUUUGUCACAAUGUAUCCCUGUUUAUUUACUAUGAGCUGUCGACAACCAGUUACUGAUUCUGAAUCAAGAGAAAGAUUAUUUUUCUUGGAAGCCACCAACUCACGUCCGAUAGAAGUUUAUCAUGAACAUGAUGAUUUCGGCAGAGUGGCGAUCAUUUCCGUAACAGCAAUUCCGGUAGAUCAGUGGUCUAUUGAUUACAUCAAACCAAAGCCGAUCUGCGUUAUGCAAGGUGGAAAGUGCAUUAAAUCAUCAUACAGAAGUGUACCUGAUUCAAAAAAAAUUGAAUUUCAUACAAUGCACGAAAGUAGGAUAGCAUCCAAAAAGGCACCAGCUAUUUUCCAGAAUUCAACCAAAUUGAUUUAUUUGGAUAAAAAUAAUUCAGCAAUUGAAGUCAUGGGUAAAGCUAUCAGACCUGGGCGCUAUGUAAUUCUGGUCAAAUAUUUUCAACCAGAUUAUCCACAAUUUGCUGUUCUAUUUCGACUAGAGUCAUCUAAACAGGCAUACGAUGGAAGAUUUUAUGUGGAACAUUGUCCUUUGAAUAUUGGUUGCCGUGCACUAAUUAAGCCCCAAACUAACAGUCCCUGGUUCGAUAUCAAUGAUGAGUUUACUUUUACUUUGACGACUCCAAAAUCAAAAGGGAUUUGGGUGGAAUACAUGCUUGUUGUUCCCGUGGAAGAGUAUAGUGAUGGCCUCCUUGAUGAGGAAAAAUUCGACCAAACAAAGGAAUUUAUUGAAAAGUGCGGACAAAACCACUUUCACAUUCAACUCAAUGCUUCGGAGUUCUGCAAAAAAGCCGUUUUCUCGUUGACAGCGGAUUUUAAUGACGGAGCUCUAUCUUGCGAUUGCGACUACGAUGGAUCGACCAGUUUCGAGUGUGACCCCUUCGGUGGUCAAUGUCCCUGUAAACCGAAUGUUAUUGGGCGACAAUGUGAAUCGUGCCGCACGGGAUUCUAUGGUUUUCCGGAUUGUAAGCACUGCGAUUGUCCACUAACUGCACUUUGUAAAAAAGAUACCGGCGAAUGCAUUUGUCCGCCAAGAGUGACAGGCGAAAAGUGUGAUAAAUGUGAACCGUACACUUAUGGAUUCCAUCAAAUUAUUGGAUGUGAGGAGUGUAAUUGCAACGCAUUAGGUGUAGAGGGAAACAACUUGCAAUGCGACCUAAACAAUGGCUCUUGCAUAUGCCGCAAGAACAUCGAAGGACGAGCCUGUGAUAAAUGUGCAAACGGAUUUUUCGAUUUUCCACAUUGUCAGCCCUGUAGGUGCAACGUUCCCGGAACAGAGUUUGAAAUAUGCGACAAAGUGAAUGAAUCGUGCUUUUGCAAGAAAAACGUUGUAGGACGAUACUGUGAACAAUGUGCAGAAGGCACAUAUAAUUUACAAGCGUCAAAUCCAGAAGGUUGUACAAAAUGCUUCUGCUUUGGAAAAACGAAUAGAUGCGAAAGUGCUCAUUUGCGAGUUUUUAAUGUGAGCAUAUUAGAAAAUGCGACCAUCAGCACAAUUAACAUUGAAAAUGGAGUAGUCAAUGUUAAACUUUGGGAAAUUCCGCAAGAGGAGGUGACGAUAAACACAACUACCUCACAGGCUGAUUUUUCGUAUCGACGGAAUGAGGAUGGACUGGUCUAUUUUGGAAUGCUACAUUAUUUUGGUAAUCAGAACAAUCAUUUGACUUCUUAUGGCGGUGUAUUAGCGUAUACAUUACUCUAUACCACUGGCCCAUUUGGAUCCGCUACCUAUGGUCCCGACGUUAUAUUGAGCAGCAAAGACAACAUUAUCACCCAUCGAAGUUAUGAACAGCCUGCAAGUGGCCAGCUAUUUCGUGGGACGGUGCGAAUGUUAGAGACCAGUUUCCAAACGGUUGAUAAUAGACCCGUUACUCGCGAAGAAUUUAUGAUGAUGUUACGAAACUUGGAUUCAAUUUAUAUUCGAGCUUCCUACUGGGAGCAAAGUGUAAUUACUCAAAUUUCGGAUGUUUUCUUAUCCAUGGGCGAUUACGACGAGCGUUCUGAUUCAGGCGAACAAAUUUCCGUAGAAAAAUGCUUUUGUCCACCAGGUUAUGCAGGUUUAUCUUGUGAAGAUUGCGCACCAGGUUAUUAUCGAGACCCCGAUGGACCUUUCGGAGGCUACUGUAUUCCUUGCCAGUGCAACGGACAUGCGAGAACUUGUGAUUGCCAAACUGGAAUUUGUCAAGAUUGCCGGGAUUUUACAACCGGAGACCAUUGCGAAAAAUGCAUCAUUGGAUAUCAUGGUAACGCAACUAUCGGAACUCCUAACGACUGUAUGAUAUGUGCGUGCCCACUUCCAUAUGAGUCGAAUAAUUUUGCAACCAGCUGUGAAAUAUCAGAUACUGGCAACGAAAUUCACUGUGAAUGCAAACCAGGAUACACUGGACCUCGAUGUGAAAGUUGCGCAGCAGGUUUUUAUGGGGAACCUGAAAAACAAGGUGACUACUGCAAACCGUGCGAAUGUUCUGGAAACAUCAAUCCCGACGAACCAGGGGCAUGUGAUACUGUCACGGGAGAAUGCUUGAAAUGUUUGAAUAAUACUCAUGGUAGAGCAUGCAAUUUGUGCGCACCAGGCUAUUAUGGUGAUGCAGUGAAAUUGAAGGAUUGUAGAAGCUGUGAUUGUGAAAUGUUGGGCACAAAGUAUUGUGAUUCAUUUGUUGGAAAAUGCAAUUGCCAUGUUAACGUAAUUGGCGAACGAUGCGACCGGUGCGAAGAUAAUCAUUAUGGUUACGAUUCUGGAUUGGGGUGCAAGCCGUGCGACUGUGCAAUUGCUUCUAACAGUUCACAGUGUGAUUAUCAUUCUGGCGAGUGCGCUUGUAAACCUGGGGUCGCAGGAAGGCAGUGUGAUCGAUGCGCAGCAGACCACUGGGAUUAUUCUGUUGACGGUUGCGUUCCUUGUUCCUGCAAUAAAGGUUAUUCUCGUGGUUUCGGUUGCAAUGCUCUUAAUGGACAGUGUGAAUGCCUCCCGGGAGUUAUUGGUGACAAAUGCGAUUCGUGUCCAUAUCGCUGGGUGCUCAUUAAAGAUCAAGGCUGUACAGAUUGCGAUACCUGCAUUCAUGCGCUUUUAAACUUUACGGACAGUUUGCAUAAUGAACUUGAACCAGUAUUUUCGGACUUUCAGAGCGUUGCUCUAUCGUACUUCACAGCACGAAAAUUAAACUAUUUUAAUGAACUAGCUGACAAAAUUGAACCGCAAGUUAAAGCGUUAGACCCAAAAGGUGUAAAUCUGACUCCUUCGCGCCAAGAAAUUGAAAGUUUAGAAAUGGAUAUGAAAAAUUUGAAUCAGCAAAUGAGUAUUAUGUCCACUAGUGCUAUAGAAUGCCAGGAGAGCGGUGAUAAGUUGUUGCAUAAUGCACGUGUUAUUUUGGAUGAUAGUCAAUUAGUGACAAUGAAUACAUUGGCGACGAUUAAGGAAGUAGAAGCUUUUGAAGAUAGCUUCGACAGGGCAGCUAGUACUAAGGCGGAAAACGCUCUUACUGAGGUGAAGAUUAUUUUCGACGAGCUUGCUAAAGCGGUAGAAGAGUCUGAACAAAAUAAUUUAGAGCAGUUGAAAAAUUCACAAGAAAUGUUAGCAGAAACACAGUUUACAAUACUGCCAGUCACGCGACAAAAAGAGGCAUUAGACAAUUUAAGGCGCGAUGUUAAAAGUUUCAAUGGGAAAUUGGACAACUUGAAAGACUGGAGUAUCGCUGCAGACGCUAGAAGCAGAGAAAUUUCUCAACUAAAUGAAAAUAAUAAAGAAUCAUUUGCUAACUCCAAAUUCGGAAUUGUAUCUAAUCAAACAACGGGAGUGAAGGAAAAUAUCGAGGAUUCAGAAAAGCUAAUAAUUAAUGGCAGGCUUACAUUUGAAGCGAUUGAUAAAAAUCUUGACAUUUUAAAAGAUGAUUUAUCUGGAUUGAAAGAAAAUAAUAAAAAAGUGGACGAAAUUUUGCCCGAGAUUGAUGAAUAUUAUCAAGAUGCAGAGUCGAUUGUUAGCAAAGGGAAACUACAUUUGUCUAAUAUUGACCAGUUAGCAAAAAAUAUAUCUGAGCAAUAUUCAAAUAUCACAUCUAAUUCAGAGAAAGCUAUUAAGGCUUCACGAGCGUACAGCGAUAUUGUUCAAGCUGUAUUGGAUGCCCAGAAAGCACUGAAACUUGCUAAAUACGUUGCAGGAAAUGCAACCGAUUUGAGUGAUGGAGUGCGAGAGCGUGCACAAAAAUCCGAUGAAACAGCUGCAGAGUUUUUGGUACACGCUCGAAGCUCCUUACAAGUCGUACUAGAGAAAUUGGAUCCCCAUUUGAAUAAAUCUGCAACUGCUGUAAACAUUAUUUCUGAAAUGAAUAAAGAAAGUGAUCGCAAAUUACAGGAAAUCAAUCUGGUAUUGGAGGAAUUCCCGAAGCAUUCUACAGUCGAAAGUUGGAAAACAGCUCAACAGCAAGCCCUUUCAGCUCAAGAAGGAUCACACGCUGCCAUGGACAUAAUAAAUCCCAUCGUUGAUCAAAUUCCAUUGGGUCUAAAAAUGGCUAAGCAAACUCCAAAGGAUAUUGACAUAACAACAAAAGACAUUGGUCAAACUACACAUCAGGUUGAUAAAGUAGAAGCGCUGUUACCAGAACUUUCAGCUUUGGUUGAUAAAAUGGAUAAGAAACAAGCCCAUACAAGUUUGAUUGGCAGCGACUUAGGCGAUCGAAUUGAUAAGCUUAAGAAGAAAAUCGAAAUGGCACGGAAUAUUGCUAACGGUAUUGGCGUCGGCGUCACUUUCCAUCCGAAUACUGUGCUUGAACUGAAACCACCUGAGAAUCUCUCACGACUGGCAACUACAUCCAGAGUUUCAGCUUAUUUCAAUACAACUAAACCAAAUGGUUUCUUGUUCUAUCUCGGAAAUGAAAAAAAAACCGGAGUCCGUUCUGGAAAAGGCCAGGAUUUCAUGGCCGUUGAAGUUGAGAAUGGAUAUCCCGUACUGACAAUAGAUCUGGGUAAUGGACCAGAAAAGAUUAUCAGUGACAAGUACGUUGCAGAUGGUUCUUGGUAUCAGGCUAUAGUCGAUCGAACAGGAAAUCACGUAAAAUUCAACAUACGAGAAGAGUUAGACAAUGGAAGUGAAGUGGUUCACAAAACAGAACAAAUUCUGCCCGGAACAUUCUCCGUAUUUGAUGUGGAUGAGAAUAGUAAACUGUAUGUUGGUGGAUAUUCAGCUGACUUCACAGCACCAGAAGACCUGCGUUAUAGUUCAUUCGAGGGGCAAAUUGAAAAUUUAAAAAUCGGUGAUGAGCCUGUUGGUCUAUGGAAUUUUGUGGAUGGUGGAGAAAACAUGGAGGGAGCUCGUGAAAGAAGUAAACUUAUUGCACAAGAAACACCUGUAACUGGAUACAGGUUCAACGGAAAUGGAUAUGUCAUCAUGGAUGCAAAACCACAUCACUUUAAAACACGAUCAACAAUUCAUUUCCGAUUUAAAGCUUCUAAAGAUGCAAAGAACGGUUUGCUCUUUUAUGCAGGCCAGGGCGAACAUUUCAUUUCAGUUGAGCUCAAGGAUGGAAGCAUCAGCUUUCAAUAUAAACUUGGUGAGCAUAAAGUUAUUAUAGGGACCAACACAACACUGAACGAUGAUCAGUGGCAUCGGGUUGAAGCUGAACGGGAUGGUCGAAAAGGAGUACUUAAAGUGGAUGGAAAGGACAUUUAUCAGGAAGAGUUAUUAUCAGGAAGUGAAGAGAAUCUUCUAAUAUCUGAGGAAAUGUAUUUUGGUGGCCACCCUGGGAAAGAUGUUCACUCAGAUAUUAGUAAAAAAGGUUUUAACGGAUGCAUUGAUGAAGUGGUAGUAUCAGGCACCCCCGUUGAUUUAAGUCGAAAUUUGAAAGCAUAUGGAGUUCGACCCGGAUGUCCUGAAAAGUUCUCUGCUUCUGUUUCGUACAUGCCGGGACAAUCCGGAUAUUUGAAAUAUGCAAAUAUCUCGGUAAAUAACAGUUUGCAUCUCAACUUAAAAUUCCAAACCCGCCAAGAAGAAGGCAUAAUUUUCUACGCAAGCGAUAAAAUUAGUGGUGGAAAAAUUGGAUUAACCAUUUAUAAUGGAGAUCUUGUUCUGUGGAGUAUGGAUCAGCACAAACUCACAACCGGAGAUAAAUAUAAUGACGGUCGAUGGCAUGUUGUGGCUGUUAAGCAAGAGGGCGAAUUUCUACAGAUGACUAUAGACGAUGAAGAAGAAUACAAAAUUGAAAAUGCAACCCCCUUGAUCAUUGAGCGCGGAGAUAUUUAUUUUGGUGGAUUACCGGCGAAUCAUGGGUUUCCCAAGAGUAUAUUGUCAACAACGGCAUAUUUUGUAGGCUGCAUAAGCGAUGUCACUAUGAACGGAAAUAUUGUAAACUUUGCGGCAGCAGUUGAUAAGUCCGCUGUUAACAUUGAAGGCUGUCCAGCUGAUAUUUUAGAUUAUGAUGUGUCAGCAGUUCCUAUCUAUUACCCGGGAGAUGUUGUUAAAGAAAUUGAGAAAAAUGUUGUUAAACAUAAACUUGAUGGCGAUGAAUCGGGUACCAUUAGUAGAGAAAACGAAGAAGAAAAUACAAUCGCCCCACCCGUUGAUGUUUUUGAAAAGCAGACUUACACGGAAGAACCGAUCACUACGACAACAUUUAGUCGGCACCAUAUAGUCACAACUACUCCAGCGCUCGUCACAAAACGUCCAACAAGAAAACGACCAGAUUUUGGAAUAAAACAAGAGCCUAUCUGUAAAUUACCCAUAAAUCCCAACCUCGAUGAUAUCGACGUUGUAAAAGCUGGUUAUCGAUUCGGGACAACAGUUAAUAGCAGAAUAGAAAUAAAACAAAUUCCUAGCAGAAUGAAAAAAGCAUAUGAAAUUUCCUUGGAAUUUAAAACCGAAUCGUAUGAAGGCGUGUUAUUUUAUGCCGCGGAUCCUAGUCAUACGGACUUCGUGGCGCUUUAUUUGAAAGGAGGAAAGGUUCACUAUACUUUCCGCAUUGGACAAAACUCGGUUAACGUCUCAUCAGCAUUCUAUUAUAAUGACGAUAAUUGGCACGAAGUAACUAUUACUCGGCAACAGCUUAAAGGUGAAUUGAUUAUCGAUAAAGAAGACAUUAACCAAGCGGAAAUGCCAAACGGGUCAAAAAAUACAAUCUCAAUUCAUGCUCCACUUUACAUUGGUGACGUAGAUGUUCCUAUGUCAGACGAAUUGAAUUUAAAUUUAGAAUUUGAGAAAGGAUCACGCUACAGUGGAUGCAUACGAGCUGUGAAAAUCCAAAAUCGUGUUGUUCCUGUUUCUAGUUUUAAUGCAGUAGGCGUAAUACCUUGUUCAGACGACGUCGAAAAAGGAGUUUAUUUCAAUAAAGGUUACGUUAAACUGCGUGACCGCUUUAAUGUUGGAGCGGAGUUCACCGUUAGUUUCGAUAUUAAACCGAGAACAACUACAGGAAUGUUACUAAGUGUUCAUGGACGAAAUGCGUACUUGAUCUUGCAAAUGCUGAAUGGAACCAUAAACUUCACGGUUGAUAAUGGCGAAGGGCCUAUCACUGCUAUAUUUAAACCUAAUCCUGGGGAGAAUUUAUGUGAUGGCCAUUGGAGAACUGUUGAAGCCAUUAAAUCACAAUACGUUAUCACAUUGAUUGUCGACUCUGUAAGUUCUCAACCUGCAAUUGGAAGUGCCGCGCAUCCAUUAACAGAAACAACUCGGCCAUUAUUUUUGGGUGGCCAUCCUCACAUAAUGAAAGUUCGAGGUUUGACUGCUCGGAAACCGUUCAUUGGAUGUAUUCGAAACCUCAAAAUCAAGGACCAAGUCGAAGUAAUUCAUCCUCAUAUGACUUUCGGUGACGUUCGGACAGGUGUCUGCCCUACAAAUUAGAAUUGAUGCAAUUUUUGAAAGCUUAUAUUUCCUUCCUUUUUGCCUUUAAAUGAAAUAUUUACAGAUUUUUAAAAUAUUAUGAACCUCAUGUCAAUAUUAAAUUUUACCUUAAAGUUUUCUAUGCAUUAUGUUAAUAACUAAAAUAUUAAUUAAUUAAACGCUUUCAAAAAACU